AUGGUCCUUCAACGUCGUGAUCUACUGAUAGCGGGUGUCGGCGGCUUCAUCGCUUGGGGCCUGGUAGUACGCUGGUUGCCGAUCCUCCGAUAUUUCGGAUAUGCCCUGGCGUUGGGGGCCGCGUUAGUCUCCGCCGGUUUUCUCAAACUGGUUGUUUUGACGACCCGGGACAGAGAUGCCAGAAAUAAUAGCUCAAAGCAGGUCUCGGUCGCGUUUAUUACCCCGACGAACUGGCGGAAAGAGGUCUUAAAUGCGCGCAAGAUCGCUCGAUACCGUCCCAGACCGCUAUACCCGCAAUCCUUUGUCGUCUCGGAGGGGAUUGACGAACUCUUGUCGCUGGUGAAUCGUCAGUUUGUCUCGUCAUGGUAUCACAAUAUCAGUCCGAACCCUACAUUCGCAAACGAAGUCGAUCGAGUGGUGCGCGUUGCGCUGGAGAAUCUACGAGAUAGACUGCUGGCAGAAGAUUUGCUCUCGCUGAUCGUGUCGCGCGUCUUUCCAAUUUUGACAGCGCAUUUGCGGGAGUUUGAUGUCGCGGAGCGCUCAGUGCGUGGGAAGAAUCUCAACCGAAAUGUGACGGAGUCUGAGGAGCUUGAUCUUGCGAUAGCCAACAAGUUCCGCGAGGGACGGCUUCACCCCGCGGUGGGGCUUUCAACAUCGGAUCAAACCGUGGCUCAGCAGGAGUACUUGCGCAAGAUUGCAGUGGGAUUACUCCCCCAGUUGUUCCCGGAGAGUGUGCUCAACAGCCGAAUCGUCUCCGUGUUGAUUCGGGAAAUCAUUGCAUGUGCUGUACUGCUCCCAAUUGUGAAAGCACUAUCAGACCCCGACACAUGGAACCAGUUGGUGGAGGCAUAUGGGCGAACGACUUUGCAGGAUCGGAAAACUGUGCGCAAAUUGCGGGCAGCUCUAGAUGAGCACGCAUCUCCUGCGCCAAAGUCUCAACGCGGUCAACCAUUCCCAAAGCUUUCACCACUUGAUUCUGAACGCGCUUUUGAGCGCUUCAUUCGAGCGAUUAGGCGCUGCAACAAUCUAUCCGAUGCUCGCCGAUUCCGUGCCUUCGUUUCCAGUCAGUUGAAGCGGGAGAGCAUGGUCGAGGGACAAGACCAGGUGUAUCUUAGGCGCCUGGAAACGGGAAAAAGAAUCUUGGAUCAAAAGGUUUCCAAACUAUCUUUGCCUGGUGAAGUUGCCCCCUUGCCCCCUACUCCAGUGAAUACUCGCCAUGAUGGCGUCUCUGCGCCGCAAGAGACAUCGCUCGUGGACGUCUUGCAUAAGGCAUCCGGACUGUCAUAUUUCAUGGAGUUCAUGGACCGCCAAGGCCUCAUGUCUCUUGUCCAAUAUUGGAUUGUGGUCGACGGUAUCCGAAACCCGCUAGAAGAUGAUUUUGGAGAGGAGGCAUCCUCCACCUCGGUGACGUGGACCACUGCAGACAGAAAUGACUUAGCGCUGAUCAGCGAAACGUAUCUCACCAAGCCUGAGCUCAAGGUUUCUGAAGACUCUCGACGUGCAGUCAAGAAUUUCCUGAGUGCCGGCAAGCGUGCAACUCCCGAGCAAUACCGUAAAGCCCGAACGGUAGUCCUAACCACACAGUCAGCUGUGUUGGAGGAGCUAGAGAGCACCUACUAUCCCAAGUUCAAAGAGUCAGAUCUCUACUGGAAGUUCCUUGCAUCGGAUGAGGCGUCAGGUGCUCAGGCACGGGUUCCUCGCCCGUCUCUUCCAGCGGUGGUUUUUGAGGCCCCUGAAAGACGACCCUUGCCGCCGCUCCUCGUGCGGACUAAUUCCCAGCCCGGUACUAAGCCCGCGAAGGAUCUGAGACGCGCUGCAGUAUCAUCCAGCGAUGUGCGCAGCAUGGGAAAACUCUUUGAUGAUGAUAACUCUCCACGACGAUCCAUAGACUCUGAGCGAUCUGCACCUCUAUUUGACGACGACUACGACACCGAUCAUCUUGCCAUGUCUACGGCCAGCCUAGGCAAGGACUCGCAGAAUGGCGAGCAUGAUGCCACACAGAGCCAGGUCCUGGAGACCAUGGAAGCAGCUCUGAAUGACAUUAUCACCAACGAGCCGAAGAACGGCAAGGUGGACGAUCUGAGGAACAGUGAUCUGAGAACCAGUGACGCUGCCUCUUCUUCGUCGCUGUUCGGCCCAGAGGGCUCUGAGAUGUCCCCGCGUGCUUUAUCCGAUGUCCCUCGCGUGGACGGCCGUCCUCAGCUAGACAAGGCUAAGAAGAGCAUUGCCUCGUUGGGUCUGGUGGACCACGCUUCGCGGCUGGGUGUUUUUGACGACGAUCUGUUCCCGGACCAGCAAAAGUUCAUCGAAGAUGAGUAUGAGGAGCCAGUUGGUACAGAUGAAAAGGACCCCGCGGACGAGGUUCAUGAAGCUGCACCUGGCGAUCUCGGCCUCACAGAAGCCAUUGAAGCUCUUUCUACCGAUAUCGAUAAGCUGACCGCGCAAGACUUGGUGGUCGAAGCGCUGACUCGCAAGGCCGAACUAACCAAUAAUACCGCUGAGCUACGCAUCUUGCGCAAGUCUAAGGCUAGCAUCCAGCGUGAGAUCCAUCGCAAGGAAAUGCAGCGGCAGCAGUACACUCUACAAGAAAGCGAUAAUAGCUUGUACGGUCGCUCUACAGUUCGUAUCAAGUCUAUCGUGGUAGGCAAGGAUGAGGAUGAUGGGCGUGAGUUCGCAAUGUAUGUGGUUGAAGUCCAGCGCAACGCCGGCGAGCAAAUGCCCGCCGCAUCUUGGGCUGUUGCGCGCCGGUACAGUGAAUUCCACGAGCUGCACCAGAAGCUACGCUUGAGCUAUCCGUCAGUGCGACACCUGGAAUUCCCGCGCCGCCGUAUGGUCAUGAAGCUACAGAGAGAGUUCCUCCAAAAGCGACGCCUCGCUCUAGAAUCCUACCUGCAGAAACUACUCUUACUCCCCGAAGUCUGCUGCAGCCGCGAUCUCCGAGCGUUCCUCUCCCAGCGCGCCAUCCUGCCCCGCGAAGAUACCAAUGCCCGAGGCAGCGAGGGCGAAACCAAGGACCUUGUCACGCGCAUCUACAACUCCGUCGCUGACGGCAUGGAUGACUUCCUCGGCAACUUCGGCGUUCUCGACCAACUCUCCACGGCAGGCCAGAACCUGAUAUCCGCUGCGACUGCACAAGCGAGCGUCAGCACCGCGCAUGACCCUGCCCUCGCCACUGAAGACGCCGUCACCACGGCCGAAGCCGAGGCCGAGCUGAACGCCUUCGAGGACCGCGAGCUCGAGCCCUUCAUCAAACCAAUCUGCGACCUCUUCCUCGAAGCCUUCGAGUUGAACCGCGGCAACAACUGGUUACGCGGCCGCGCCGUGGUCGUGGUCCUCCACCAACUCCUCGGCGGCACCAUCGAGCGCAAAGUCCGCGACAGCGCCCGCUCGCUCUUCCAGGAUGACUCACUGCUGCGCUAUCUCGCCCUCGCCCGCGAUCUCCUCUUCCCCGGUGGCACCUUGCGCACGUUCGUGCCGCGCUCGCCGCCAGAACGUCUCAGGAGUCGCGCCGAGGCUACCGUCGUCCUUGCAACGCUCAUCCCGGAUGUGGCGGGGAAUGUCGUCGGCCGUGCGAAUGCGCAGGCUGCGGCGCGCCGCAUCUUCGCGACACUGAAUAAUCGCCCUCUUAAUACGCACCUUGCAUUCACGGUGCUGGACGAAAUCGUCCUGGUGUUGUUCGGUAGUGGUAAUCGGGAGCCUGGUCGCUCCCGCUGA
Penicillium canariense is the source of this 3714-nucleotide messenger RNA. RefSeq names its product putative intermediate filament protein (Mdm1) (gene rgsC). The transcript has 2 exons. Gene Ontology annotation, cellular component: intracellular membrane-bounded organelle. The record is from RefSeq and is a predicted model, not a curated record. NCBI's taxonomy places the organism in Eukaryota, Fungi, Ascomycota, Eurotiomycetes, Eurotiales, Aspergillaceae. The coding region runs from base 1 to 3714 and encodes 1237 amino acids. Gene Ontology annotation, molecular function: phosphatidylinositol binding.